Molecule: messenger RNA, 972 nt
Organism: Dovyalis caffra
Lineage: Eukaryota; Viridiplantae; Streptophyta; Magnoliopsida; Malpighiales; Salicaceae
Source: the annotation of a GenBank genome assembly
AUGAAACGGCACGGCAGAACACUACACCGCCAGAAAGAAAUGCUACUCCUUCGAAACCGCCUAUUCACUCUCUUUUCGCCUCCCUCUCUACGUCUGCCCACCAAAAACCCACAUCCGUUAACCCUCUCUUUCAGUAACUCGACCCGAAAAUCUCCUAACCCGAGCCCGACCCACCAUGUAUCUGCUUCAAAGACAUCGAAACCACCCCCUCCCUCAGACGCGGCCCGGUUUGUCCGUACAGUUCUUUUUGUGCCGCCGGGUGUGGACCCGGAUGAAGUGACGGAGGAGAUGAUUUUGCCCGGUUCGAAUAUCGUUGUCGGACCUUAUGCGGGUCAUGCCCAGAUUAAGGAAGUUGAGUUUGUUAAAAGUAGUGGGCGGGCCAAGGAUUGUCCAAGAGACGAGCGACCUGAGUUUGCAAUAUUGGGUCGGUCCAAUGUGGGAAAGUCUUCUCUUAUCAAUGCUCUUGUCAAAAAGAAAGAAGUUGCUCUCACUUCCAAAAAACCAGGUUUGCUUGAUGCUUCAAAAAAAUGGAAGACUCAGUUGAUAAAUCAUUUCUUGGUGAAUAAAAGUUGGUACUUUGUGGAUUUGCCUGGUUAUGGGUUUGCUAAAGCCCCAGAUUCUGCUCGAAUGGACUGGUCCUCAUUUACGAAAGGCUACUUUUUGAACAGAGAAACUCUUGUAGCUGUCCUACUUCUCAUUGAUGCUAGUGUCCCGCCUCAAAAGAUUGACCUGGAUUGUGCUAAUUGGCUUGGACGCAACAAUAUACCAAUGACUUUAGUUUUCACGAAGUGUGACAAAAUGAAGGGGGGAAAGAAAACAAGGCCCGAUGAGAAUAUCAAGAAUUUUCAAGAGUUAAUCAGGCAAAACUAUCGGGUACAUCCUGCGUGGAUCAUGACUAGUAGUGUCACUGGUUUGGGCAGAGAUGAGCUUCUCCUACACAUGUCCCAGCUAAGAAACUACUGGGAUCAGUAA